GACUCUCCCAACACUAGCAGACACUUGUCAAAAGGGAAAUCUUUUUUUCUGCCUACGCAUACAAAGAUGGUUCUGCUGGAUAAUUCUUCGUUCAUAAUUCGAUUAGAAAAGUUCGCAAAUUCUGCGAAGAAGGAUUCUUCAUUCACUGUGACGUUUAAACGCUACAAUGGCCACGAGCGACCAAAGCCGCGGGAAGGGCGACCAGCGCUACCCGAACCAGAAACGUACUUGUGCCUUAUGCGUGCACAGAUGAAAUCAAAGAAGAUAUCCACAAUUGUGCGUCAAGAGGAUGUACCCAAAAUGAUGAGCAUGUACGCGCAAUUCAUGAAGAGCAACAUGGAUGGUCUAAAGCGUGUCAAAAAAGUGAAGAGCAAAGCGAAGGCGGCAAAGGGAUAAACGCUGUCAACUCAUCUGCUUAGGACAUAAUUUAGCUUUUAAAGAACCUUCUUGUUUGCCUAUAAAUUGCAAGUCAAAGUAAAACAGGACAAUAUUUGUCAAUGUCCGCUAUACCCCACUGCAAGUGAAGGACAAUAUAAAUAAUAAACAUAGUUCUUUUAAAUUGUGUAAAAAUGCA
This is a messenger RNA of Anastrepha obliqua, 574 nucleotides long. RefSeq names its product signal recognition particle 14 kDa protein (gene Srp14). Gene Ontology annotation, biological process: SRP-dependent cotranslational protein targeting to membrane. The record is from RefSeq and is a predicted model, not a curated record. The transcript is spliced from 4 exons. Gene Ontology annotation, cellular component: signal recognition particle, endoplasmic reticulum targeting. The coding region runs from base 67 to 396 and encodes 109 amino acids. Lineage: Eukaryota; Metazoa; Arthropoda; Insecta; Diptera; Tephritidae. Gene Ontology annotation, molecular function: 7S RNA binding; endoplasmic reticulum signal sequence receptor activity.